Messenger RNA from Polyodon spathula (Mississippi paddlefish), 867 nucleotides. Its product is annotated as homeobox protein vent1-like. The transcript has 3 exons. Bases 1 to 867 code for a protein of 288 amino acids. The record is from RefSeq and is a predicted model, not a curated record. Gene Ontology annotation, molecular function: DNA-binding transcription factor activity, RNA polymerase II-specific; RNA polymerase II cis-regulatory region sequence-specific DNA binding. Gene Ontology annotation, biological process: regulation of transcription by RNA polymerase II; cell differentiation. NCBI's taxonomy places the organism in Eukaryota, Metazoa, Chordata, Actinopteri, Acipenseriformes, Polyodontidae. Gene Ontology annotation, cellular component: nucleus.
AUGGAGAUCGGUCCAGGCGCGGAGAGGAGGCUAGCUGCAGGACCAGAGAUAGAAUGGGGUGUGGGGUUCAGGCUUGGAGAGGGGCUAGCCACGGAAUCCUGCCGCGUUGUGACCGCGAAGCCCAGGGGAGAGAUGGCCUCACUUCCACCAGAGGAAGACCAUCUGUUGCGCUCAUCUCCACCACCACAGGAGCUGAAGCUACCUCCCGAGGGUCAACUCCUGUCCUGUCCUGCAACGCCUAGGGCUGCUGAGCCUGCAAUGCCUAGGUUUGCAGAGACUGCAAUGCCCAGUGAGGCCGAGCCUAUAAUGCCCAGGUUGGCCUGUUCUGCACCGCCCAGGGAUGCCUUUUCAGAAAGUAACGGAGAGUCAUCUGGUUAUGAAAGUGAAACUGUUCGAUCUGAUGUCUCAUCUCCAGAAGGAGAAGGUGUUGAAAGCGAACCAAAUGUCAACCGGAGAAUGCGAACAAAAUUCACACCAGAUCAGAUUCACAAACUGGAGAACAACUUCAGUAAGCACAAGUAUUUGGGUGCUUCUGAGAGACUGAAAGUGGCUGCAAAACUACAUCUCUCUGAAACUCAGGUGAAAACAUGGUUCCAGAACCGAAGAAUGAAACUAAAGCGUGAGGUGCAAGAUCUACGUCCCGACUUCUUGAACCCUGCUCUGUUGCCUCGGGUGAUGUACCAGCCCGUUUCUUCUCUCCAGCACUUCAGCUACCCGGUGCAGCAGCUUGCAGUUCUCACUGACACAGCAGACAACCCAGCACACUGUCUCUAUCCAUCCUUCAAUCAUCAUGUGCCUAUGCAACAAAUUAUAUUCCCUCAGCAACCACUCCACCAUCUUCUGCUGGCUUCACAAUAUCACUAUUGA